GCCACCAUGUCCACAACUGGACCAAUACGCUCGAAUUCGCGCAGAAGCACGCGCUCAGUUCAUUCCAAACCGUACUCUCGGCCGGCUACCACGAAGAAAUCCCCGUGGGCUAUAGCAACUGGACUGCUCAGUUUUUUGAAUCCAUUACGGAGUCGACGAGAACCCCCGGCAGACUCAAGUGAAGAUGAAGAUGAUGAAGAAACACACAUCGAACGAGUUGCACCACAAAAUCUAUCUGCAAGAGGGCGCCAGAUGGCUCACAAUCUUGCCAUGGUGUCACCAGCUCCUGUCAGCAAGCCUACUCCACAUCUUUUACUUGACUCUUCAUCUCCCCAAAAAAAUCUCGAAACAGUCGUGUCUUUCCUCGAUCAGCGGCGCGGUCAGACCAUUACUCCCCUGGAAGCGGAGGGCUUGAUAUCUUUGAUUCACAAGAGCACUCCUCCCGAUAAGCCCGAGCCUUUCCGCUUCUCGUCCAGUGCUAGUCUUCCGCCAACUCCCGCCCGUGGCAAUUCGCCGGUGACGCCCACAACUGAUUUGUUUGUCGUGGGCCCCUCCGGCUCCUCUGGGGCCAUGAAUCCUCGAAGAACACUCUCGAAGAAUCCUAAUGGUAUUUAUCGUUGGUCAGGCGGUGGUUCAGCGCGUCCAUCAAAAAAUCGUUAUACCUCACCCGCCUUCGGUACUCCUUCCAGGCCUUCUUCCCCCCAUCUUGUUUUCCGCGACUCUCCCAAGGCCGAAGCACCUACCAAGCGUCGUCGGUUGGAAACUCCUUCCCCAGUACCUCCUGCUGUCCCACGGUCAGCAGGCCCUGCCCCAUCUCCCACUCGACUUGCCAGCGUGCCAGCACUUGCCACGCCAGCUCAACCGCCUACCACCCCGGUAAAAUCUAUGACAAAGGUAAAGAGUGUUCCUGUCGUACCUUCACCUCUUCGUCAAGCAUGGGGAAGCUCGCCUGCAUCGUCUGUAUCAUCUAGUGCAUCUUCGCCAACCACGUCAACAAAGGCUGCCUCUCUCUUAACUGCCAUUAUUCGUGAUGCGAAUGCUGAACUUCCAACGCGGUUUGCCGAUGUUCGCAACCCGUAUCAAGCAGCGAGCCCUGUCAGCAGACGAGUAACCAACACCCAUGCGCCAGAAACGACUUCUCGAAAACGCCCCCGUGGCAAUAAUGCCAACAAGGAGGAAGAUAAGGGAGAAAAGGUGAUCGUACCCCCACAAGACAUCAUGGAAGCAACAAUGCCGAAGGGCAGCAAACGGACUCGCCCGCCGACAAAUCUUCAUGUACCCUCUUCAACUUCACCACGACGUAGUCCACGGUUGGGGUCACAACGUGACGAUGGGGACACCAACGAAGAACAAGGCCCAGCAUCCAAACGCGCUCGCAUCCCUGAGGAACCUCCCGAUGACAUACCGGCGAAGUCAAGUGUUAUCGAGGCAAAAUCUGUCUCAACACCUAUAACCGCAUCGUUACCUAGCCCUAGCGAACAAAGCAGACCUAAGCCUCUAGCCAACGUUCCAAGAGAGCCCUCCAAACUACGUCAUUCGUUCGCACCUCCAGCGACACCACCACCACUAUCAGGAAUUGAAGCAUCAACGAUGGAUCCUAAAGACAGGGCACGUUCAUUACCUGCCUUGUCACUCCCAACUUUCAGUUUCCCUGCACUUACAAAUCCAUUGCACCUUGAUGAGCAUUCAGGUGUUCGUGAUUCCGUGCGCCGAAUGACAAAGCGCGAUCUUCCGACUUAUGACUUCACGCGACCUUUGACCGACAAGGGCAAAGCCAAGGCGGUGGAGGGCUUUAACUGGGCCGCUGCGGGUGGUGCCGCGCCCAAACUCUCAGGGUGGAGGUGCGACACGUGCUUCUUGGACAACGAAGCAGAGAAUUUGGACCAAUGUGCUGUGUGUGAAGCACCCCGCCAGCACAAGGAGCAGAAAGUCGAAACGAAGGGUUUUGACUGGGCUGCUGCCGGGUCGAUCAAGCCAAACAAGAUUUUAGACGGAGACUGGAUUUGCGGCCUGUGUAUGCUAAAAAACCCCUCAACGGCUUCCGACAAGUGUAGCGUCUGCGACAGCCCUCGAUGA
This is a messenger RNA of Mycena indigotica, 2076 nucleotides long. Its product is annotated as E3 sumo-protein ligase 2-like protein. The record is from RefSeq and is a predicted model, not a curated record. NCBI's taxonomy places the organism in Eukaryota, Fungi, Basidiomycota, Agaricomycetes, Agaricales, Mycenaceae. Bases 7 to 2076 code for a protein of 689 amino acids. The transcript is spliced from 3 exons.